Rhododendron vialii is the source of this 1226-nucleotide messenger RNA. RefSeq names its product protein OS-9 homolog. The transcript is spliced from 8 exons. The coding region runs from base 146 to 1048 and encodes 300 amino acids. Lineage: Eukaryota; Viridiplantae; Streptophyta; Magnoliopsida; Ericales; Ericaceae. Gene Ontology annotation, biological process: endoplasmic reticulum unfolded protein response; retrograde protein transport, ER to cytosol. Gene Ontology annotation, cellular component: endoplasmic reticulum lumen. The record is from RefSeq and is a predicted model, not a curated record.
AGCUCCCGGAGCUAUCAUCUCCUUCUUCGUAAAAUCAACAGCUUCGAGUCUCAGCUCGUCGGGCAAAACUUCUCUGCGUGGCGGACCACCGGUGGUCUUCUUGUUACGGCAAUUGGGGUUUCAAUUGGUAAACAGAGAUCAAAAGAUGAGACAUGUGUGGUGUUGUGCCCUAAUCUUGGCUAUCAAUUUGUUCAAUCACCAAGUCUUCGCUGAUCAGAUCUUCCCAUCUCACGCUGGUGGGACCUUUGGUAGCAGCUCGCGGGAACCAAAAUACAAAAUUGAAUUUCAUCCGGAAGAUUCACCUUUCCAUCCUGAUGAUGACCAGGAGUCUAUGAUUAUGCCCGAUAAAAAUGGGGACAAGUUUUUAUGUUUCUUCCCUAAAGCAGAGAAAUCCAAGAGUGGAAGGCCAGUUUAUCAACAGAACACAAGCAGCUUGAUUUUGGAAACUGAAAAACGGAUUAAGUUGAAGACACCGGACGAGCUACUUGAAGUUCUAAAGGACCGAUGCUUUAUCAGACAAGAGGGUUGGUGGACAUACGAAUUGUGCUACCAGGAUAAGUUGCGGCAACUUCAUUUGGAGGAUGAAAAGGUUGUUCAAGAGUUCAUCUUGGGUGCUUAUGAUGCUGAGGCUACAGCUGGUUACAACCAGAAUCUAUCUGACAUUUCAAUACUGAAAGAUCCUCGCUCCAAAGAUGCGUCACAAAGAUAUCAUGCUCAUCAGUAUACCAAUGGAACCGUCUGUGAUCUAACAAAUCAGCCUCGAGAAACUGAGGUGAGGUUUGUCUGCUCAGAACCCAGAGCUAUGAUUAGUUCUAUUACUGAGCUAUCCACUUGCAAGUAUGCGCUCACAGUUCAAUGCCCGACGCUUUGCAAGCAUCUAUUGUUUCAAGAAGAGAGACCAGUGUGGCACAUCAUUAAUUGUAAUGCGCUCCCGAACGACCAAAAAAAGUCAAAGGUGAAGGAAGACAGUUUUCAAGACGAGAAAAUUACCAUGGUCACAGAAGAUGAGCGUCCAUCUUCUUUCGACUCAGAACAAUAUGCAACAUAAAUAGAUGUUUAACAUUUGGUUAGUUAUCUCAAAAGAUAUAUGUAAUCAAAUUCUCCGCAUCUGGAACUCUCAUUUUUUGUAACUUUUUCCGUUUAUUUAGAAUAAUAUGUAUCUUGAGGGAAGGCUAUGCUAGGAUAAAUGCCAAACUUCUGAUAGUUCAUUGAGAACAUUAACUGCA